Oldenlandia corymbosa var. corymbosa is the source of this 164-nucleotide messenger RNA. Lineage: Eukaryota; Viridiplantae; Streptophyta; Magnoliopsida; Gentianales; Rubiaceae. The record is from the annotation of a GenBank genome assembly.
GGCUGAAGCUCAACGUACGAUUCUUUUCCAGCAAGAGGGCCAAGCGCACCAUUCACGACUUGUCUUCGGUCCGUCAGCGCCGGAACGAGUCCCUGGGCAAGUACUACGAGAGAUUCACGAAGGAACUCAUGAUGAUAGACCAGGUCAAUGAUCUAGUAGUACGG